AUGAUAUUUAACAAAGGUUCUUCUAGCCUUGUUCGUAUGGAUUGGGAACGUGAAUAUGUCUCUAUCCUUGGAGGACAACAACAACAACGACCAACAGUAUUACGACAACAAUCACCACAACUAGCACAAAAACCACCACCAUUAUCAGGAUCAAAACCACAAGCAUUACAACAAAUAAUAUCGCAAGGAAAACAACAAGCACGAAAAGCACGACAAAAAGCAUCAAGACAACCACCACCAGAAUCAGUCAUUGCGAUUGUGAUCAGAGAGAGCAGCAAAAAUAAGAGACGAAGUACUGCGCAUGUGGUAGUUAUGUUUGUGAUGUUUGUUGUCGUCCUGUUGCUUUUAUAUGAUAAUCGGUGGGCAGAAAAGAGAAAAAUAGCGGAAGCAGCUCUGUAUUUAAUGUAUUACGAUGAAAAGCAAUAG
Messenger RNA from Rotaria sp. Silwood2, 426 nucleotides. The record is from the annotation of a GenBank genome assembly. NCBI's taxonomy places the organism in Eukaryota, Metazoa, Rotifera, Eurotatoria, Philodinida, Philodinidae.